AUGGGUUUAGCAGAUUUUGAUAUUAUACUUGGAGUGGAUUUCUUAUCCAAGUACUCAGCCAAUCUUGAUUGUAAACGGAAGAUGGUAAUCUUCCAACCAGAGGGUGAGCAACCUAAAGAUGGAAUCAAAGUGGAUCUGGGGAAGAUUGAAUUCGUCAGGGAUUGGCCGAGACCGAAAACAGUUACAGAGGUUAGAAGUUUCUUGGGUCUGGCUGGUUAUUACAAUCGGUUUGUAGAGGGAUUUUCUAAGAUUUCAACACCCUUAACCGAGCUUACCAAAAAGAAUCAACGGUUUGUGUGGACAGACAAGUGUGAAGCAAGCUUUCAAGAGGUGAAACAGAGAUUAGUCACAACUCCAGUGUUAGCCCUACCUUCUGAUAAAGAAAAGUUCAUAGUAUAUUGUGAUGCAUCCAGACAGGGUCUGGGGUGUGUACUGAUGCAGGACGAUCGGGUCUUCGCCUAUGCCUCUUGUCAGUUGAAAGAAUAUGAACAGUGA
Messenger RNA from Cannabis sativa, 495 nucleotides. RefSeq lists its product as uncharacterized. The transcript is spliced from 2 exons. NCBI's taxonomy places the organism in Eukaryota, Viridiplantae, Streptophyta, Magnoliopsida, Rosales, Cannabaceae. The record is from RefSeq and is a predicted model, not a curated record. The coding region runs from base 1 to 495 and encodes 164 amino acids.